AGAGAACCUACCCACUCCACAAAAUAGAUAGCGAAGUAUAUGAUCGGCCUAAAAGCACAUGCUUACAUUGAUCUUCUGUUUUUACCUUUAUAAAAAGAAACGGAAGUAUUUCCUUUAGGCUAAAGAGUGGAUUCGAUCGCAGUGACAUCACAUUCUUUGGAUAGACGGACGUCCGACGCCUUUGCCUGUAUACGCGUUGUUUUGUUGUAUUUUCUACAUGAGAUAAACAGUUAUAUCUACUGCUUUUACUUUCAAGUUCAAAUCUUUGUUUCAGCAUCACGCCAUUGCGUGCUCGUAUCUGCAAAAAUGAAAUGGAUGUUUAAAGAGGACCAUUCCCUCGAACACAGAAGUUUGGAGUCUGCCAAAAUAAGAAACAAGUAUCCUGAUAGAGUUCCGGUGAUAGUGGAGAAGGUCUCCGGCUCUCAGAUAGUAGAUAUUGAUAAGAGGAAGUACUUGGUCCCCUCGGACAUCACUGUCGCCCAGUUCAUGUGGAUCAUCAGAAAACGCAUCCAGUUGCCCUCAGAGAAGGCCAUCUUCCUCUUUGUGGACAAGACAGUCCCACAGUCUAGCCUGACCAUGGGGCAACUGUACGAGAAGGAGAAGGACGAGGAUGGCUUCCUCUACGUGGCGUACAGCGGAGAAAACACCUUUGGAUGCUAGACACCCUGCACAGCUCCAGGCUAACCUAUAUCAGCACACACCGUCUAACCACCUAAUCACCCCCUCCUCUUUUGAAGACAAGCUUGAUUGUACCAUAUAGACAAUUAUGUUUUAGAGCUUCUUCAGACUGACCAUGUUAUGGAUGCUUUGGGCUAUUACAGUACUUUCAGGUGAAAUGUCUGAGUAUUAAUAUAGUUUAAUAAAUGAGUUGCGUAAAUGGUAUACAGAAAUAUGUUGUUUGAUCUGUUUACAAUAAUAUCUUAAAAAAUUAUUUA
Molecule: messenger RNA, 935 nt
Organism: Hypomesus transpacificus
Lineage: Eukaryota; Metazoa; Chordata; Actinopteri; Osmeriformes; Osmeridae
Gene: gabarapl2
Product: GABA(A) receptor-associated protein like 2
Exons: 4
Coding region: 307-660 (117 amino acids)
Biological process (GO): autophagy of mitochondrion; autophagosome assembly; cellular response to nitrogen starvation
Cellular component (GO): autophagosome; autophagosome membrane; cytosol
Molecular function (GO): ubiquitin protein ligase binding
Source: RefSeq, a predicted model, not a curated record